Molecule: messenger RNA, 1407 nt
Organism: Tigriopus californicus
Lineage: Eukaryota; Metazoa; Arthropoda; Copepoda; Harpacticoida; Harpacticidae
Exons: 8
Coding region: 89-1339 (416 amino acids)
Biological process (GO): heterophilic cell-cell adhesion; homophilic cell-cell adhesion
Cellular component (GO): adherens junction
Source: RefSeq, a predicted model, not a curated record
GAUUAUUUUGGUCCUGAUAAAUUCGACCUUAUAAGGCUCUGUCAUUGAUCGGAAGCAUUGCAAAGUGAAAAAGUGAGCCCAUCUCAUCAUGUCGUUGGAGAUUUACCAGGUCUUUUUAGUAGUCAUUUCCUUGGCAGCAUUUGUUCAAGGUGAAAGAAACCAAACUAUCAAUGAAGGAUCUCCUUUGGAGUUGACCUAUCAAAAAGAAGAUCCUGAAGAUUCCUGCAAAUGGGCUAUCCCUGGUGAAGUUAUCGAGCUUGUUAGUGGGGAACCCGUGCAAGGGGGCGAUAAUCGACCAUCAAAUUGGACGGCUGAAUAUUACGGAAGUAGCCCAUUAGAUUGUGGGGUUCGCAUCCCCAACACAUACAGGGCUGACGAAGGGGCUUGGCAAACCGUAAAUGGAGCAGAGACCAUCAAACAUUACAUAUCUAUCAAUGUCAAGCCAGCAAGUCCACCCGUUUUCACCGACCCUCAGAAGUUCGUUGAUGGAUCCCCAUCUUUUUCAAUCUACUCCCCCGAUUCCGACUUAAGAGAGAAUGUCACCUGUCAAGUUAAAGAUGUUCGCCCUCCGCCCAUAUUUGUCUGGGAAAUGGAUGGGGAGCAAUUCAAUGAGAGCAAUAUCUAUCAAGACGACAAUCCAGUGGGAGGCGAUCUGUUCAGCCCUCAAUCCAUUCUGACGUACAACCCCAAACCCAGUCACGACGGAAAACAACUACGAUGUGUCAUCCAACAUCCCGCAUUAGACGGCGAGCUUCAAGUGGUGGCCAACAUCACCGUGACAGCCCCACCGGAGCCCGACAAUGGUGGAGCCUUUAUUUCAGAGGAAGAUGCCAUCAUUGGACGAGCAGCGACCAUCAAUAUCAAGUUCAUCUCCAACCCUUAUCCCGAAGAAUUGCUCUGGUUCACCCCAGAUCUUCUGGAACCUGUGCAAGGUGGGAACUACACCCCAGCAGUCCGUUCCUCUGGCUCGCCCUCGUUUUCAUCCGGGCGAUACACGGCCUAUAUCGCCAAAAUUGGUGAAGGGAACGAAUAUUUGUCCACAUUGACCCUGGCCGAACUGACUCAAGAGGAUGUGGAUCAAAGCUUCACCUUGAUGGUGACGAACAGCAUUGGCUCUUCGAACUACACUUACACAUUCACGGAUGUCAAAAAUGUUUUGAGUGGCGGAGCUAUCGCAGGGAUUGUGAUCGGGUGUCUGGCCAUUGUGAUCUUGAUUGGUGUGGCUGUGGUCUUGGUCAUGAAGAAGAAGAAGAAAUCCAAGAAGGUCAAAUUCCCUAAAACUCAAGAAAGAACCAUCCCAGAGGGAGGUUUUCCUAAUCUGGGUGCUACCGAUGAUUGAUUGAUCGUGGGUGACAUUACUCUACAAAUAUGUUUGUUUGUAUUGAAAUAUAUCCCGUCAUAUUCUUA